Molecule: messenger RNA, 927 nt
Organism: Vicia faba (fava bean)
Lineage: Eukaryota; Viridiplantae; Streptophyta; Magnoliopsida; Fabales; Fabaceae
Source: the annotation of a GenBank genome assembly
AUGUUUUGGUUAAGUCUCCCCAUUCCAUUACAGAAAACUCCAAUAACAUAUUCUACACCAAACACAACCACUUCUUAUAAUUCUACUUAUUACCCUUAUCAAAAAUUUCUUCCAAAUUCUUCUAAACCCAUUACCAAACGCAGCACAAUCUCCACGACUGCUAAGCAUGAAGUGAAAGGGGAAACUUUUCCCGGAUUGGAACCAUUGCCGGGAGAGCUGCAGGCGGAGCUGAUGCCAAAGCAUGUGGCGGUGAUAAUGGAUGGGAAUGGGAGGUGGGCAAAGACAAAAGGCUUACCGGUGUCUGCCGGUCACGUUGCUGGUAUGAAUUCUUUCAAAAGCAUGUUGAAGCUAUGUUCUAGUUGGGGAAUAAAGGUUCUCACAAUUUUCGCGUUCUCUAGUGAUAACUGGAAUCGGCCCAAGGUGGAAGUUGAUUUCUUGUUUGAUCUCUUGGAAAGAUUAAUACAUUCUCAACUUGAAGAAUGGAAGAGGGAAGGAAUUAAAGUAUCUGUAAUUGGAGAUACAUCAAAGCUUCCAAGUUCUUUGCAAAGAAUGAUAACUAAUGCUGAAGAGAAUACAAAAAAGAAUUCGAAAUUUCAACUUAUUAUGGCAGUUAACUAUGGUGGAAAACUAGAUAUAGUUCAAGCCUGUAAAAGUAUAGUCAAGAAAGUGAAAGAUGAAGUUAUUCUUUUAGAAGAUAUUGAUGAAAAUAUAUUUGAAAAGGAGUUGGAGACAAACUGCACUGAGUUUCCUAAUCCAGAUUUAUUGAUCCGGACAAGUGGAGAACUUAGAGUUAGUAAUUUCUUGCUAUGGCAAUUGGCAUACACUGAAUUUUUCUUUUACAAAAAGCUUUGGCCUGAUUUUGGAAAGGAUGAGUUUAUCGAAGCCUUAAUAUCAUUUCAACAUAGAAGAAAACGUCAUGGUGGAUGA